UAUAACAAGCACUGCUGAACCAUUGCGAGCUCUUCUCGUCGGCGGUUGCGGAUCUCGGAGUUCGUCGGCGAUGUCGAAGCGAGGGCGUGGAGGGUCAGCCGGGAACAAGUUCCGGAUGUCACUGGGUCUCCCAGUGGCAGCAACCGUGAACUGUGCUGAUAACACAGGGGCAAAGAACCUCUACAUCAUCUCCGUGAAGGGGAUUAAGGGUCGUCUCAAUAGGCUUCCAUCAGCCUGUGUUGGUGACAUGGUGAUGGCCACUGUCAAGAAGGGCAAACCUGAUUUAAGGAAGAAGGUCAUGCCAGCUGUCAUCGUGAGACAGCGCAAGCCAUGGCGCCGAAAGGAUGGAGUCUUUAUGUACUUUGAGGAUAAUGCUGGUGUCAUAGUGAACCCAAAGGGAGAAAUGAAAGGUUCAGCGAUUACAGGACCAAUUGGAAAGGAAUGUGCUGAUCUAUGGCCUAGAAUUGCAAGCGCUGCCAAUGCUAUUGUCUAAUGUUUACCUUUUGCUCUGUUUUUAUUAGUUAAUUGUUACAACUUUGUGGUUCUAUUUUUGAGAAUUAUCCCGCCAGCAACAUCUGUGAUGAUUAAUUAAAUGGAAGAUUUAUAUCUAUUGAGCCUAGUUAA
Molecule: messenger RNA, 624 nt
Organism: Dioscorea cayenensis subsp. rotundata (Guinea yam)
Lineage: Eukaryota; Viridiplantae; Streptophyta; Magnoliopsida; Dioscoreales; Dioscoreaceae
Product: 60S ribosomal protein L23
Exons: 4
Coding region: 71-493 (140 amino acids)
Biological process (GO): translation
Cellular component (GO): cytosolic large ribosomal subunit; ribosome
Molecular function (GO): structural constituent of ribosome; large ribosomal subunit rRNA binding
Source: RefSeq, a predicted model, not a curated record